UGGCAGAGUUCCUAUUCAACUUCGACCCUCAUCUGUUUUUGUAUCAGUGAUGUUUGUGCUGUUAAAGAAGUAACAAUGCCUGUUGCGAGUUUACCAGUUCGUGACGCGCCUUUUCAUUUCCGGUUACUGCAGCAGUAUCUGCUUCUCCUGAAGAAAUAUCCAAUUCUUACCAAGUCUGUAACGAGUGGCAUCCUCUCGGCUUUAGGAAAUCUUCUGUCUCAGAUUGUGGAGGCAAGAAAAAAGGCCAGAAAUGGAGGCUUGGCCAGUGAGAUUGAUGCAGCUGGAGCGGCACGCUAUGCCAUUUAUGGGUUAAUAAUUACAGGACCGGUGAGCCAUUACUUUUACCAGCUGAUGGAGGUGUGGAUGCCCAGCACAGACCCAUACUGUAUAGUCAAACGUCUGCUAUUGGAUCGGCUUUUUUUUGCCCCUGGCUUUCUGCUGCUUUUCUACUUUGUUAUGAACAUCCUGGAGGCUAAAGGGUGGGAAGACUUUGAAAAGAAGAUGAGAAGAAGUUACUGGACUGCUUUGAAGAUGAACUGGAAAGUUUGGACUCCCUUCCAGUUCAUCAAUAUCAACUUUGUGCCUGUUCAGUUCCGUGUGCUGUUUGCCAACAUGAUCGCCUUAUUCUGGUACGCCUACCUUGCAUCGGUGAGGAAAUGAAGCCUCCCAAGAUUUCUUCACGGGAAACGAAUCUGGAGGAAAAGUCUUCUUCACUGUGUUCAUUUCUCUGGCUUGUGAAUGCCGGAGAACCGAGAUACUAUAAACUGUUCCUAAUCUGGACAAUAAUUUUCACAUACGGUAGCUCCUCUGAUUAACGUCAAACAAACCUGUUCACUAAGUUUUAAUAUGCUGCUUUGAUAUUUUGGAUACAUGACUGUUUUAAUAACAGAACUGAAUAAAUGUAGUUUAUAAUUAACUUUUUUUUACAGAACACUGUCAAAAUCUGGUGUAACAGUGAACCUUGAAUUAUUUUACUGAGACUCUUUUAAAUGUUGGAAUAAUGUAAAAUGUAUACAGUAUAUUCAA
This is a messenger RNA of Thunnus maccoyii (southern bluefin tuna), 1026 nucleotides long. It is a transcript of the gene pxmp2, whose product is annotated as peroxisomal membrane protein 2. The transcript is spliced from 5 exons. The record is from RefSeq and is a predicted model, not a curated record. NCBI's taxonomy places the organism in Eukaryota, Metazoa, Chordata, Actinopteri, Scombriformes, Scombridae. Gene Ontology annotation, cellular component: cytoplasm; membrane. The coding region runs from base 76 to 660 and encodes 194 amino acids.